Molecule: messenger RNA, 4837 nt
Organism: Falco peregrinus (peregrine falcon)
Lineage: Eukaryota; Metazoa; Chordata; Aves; Falconiformes; Falconidae
Gene: GYPC
Product: glycophorin C (Gerbich blood group)
Exons: 3
Coding region: 177-458 (93 amino acids)
Cellular component (GO): membrane; cortical cytoskeleton
Source: RefSeq, a predicted model, not a curated record
CACAUGUGCUGUUUCCUUUUCCAGUUGUAAAGGGGUCAGGAGCCAGGCAAGGAGAGCCCGAACAAGAGGAGCAUUUUCCUGGGCUCUUCCAGCUGUUCUGUUCAAUCCUGCCGUCGGUUCUGAGCAGGGAAGAGAGACUGUCAAGACAAAUAAGGCAUUUUUCAAAGGCGUAAAUUAUGAGUUACCAAAACAAUACAACAUCUCAACCACAUGAAGACAUCGAGACCCCCACAGCUGGAGCAGAUGUGGCUGUUAUUGGAGGUGUGAUUGCUGCGGUGGUAUUUGUCCUCAUUUGCCUGCUGGUGGUGAUGGUCCGGUACAUGUACAGGCAUAAGGGCACCUACCACACCAACGAGGCAAAAGGAACUGAGUUUGCUGAAAGCGCAGAUGCUGCUUUGAAAAAUGACCCUGCUCUCCAGGAAGCAGUGGAUGAGAGCAAAAAGGAAUAUUUCAUCUGAGAGGCAAGGAUUUCCAUGGAGACUUCCCCAAGGGAAUCAAUCAGAAAUGCUACAUCAACAGAAGGGCUGAGAGAUGGAUAAUAUGAGGAGACAGGCAAGCAUCCUAAUUGAAAAGUAUCUCUUUACUUUUUUUUUUUUUUGUCACUGCGUUGUUUCUUUUCCUCCACCGGUGAAGAACUAAAUGCCAGAUACUUGCCUGUUGAUUUUAUUAGCAACACAGCUGGUCACAGUUGAAAUCAGUAUCAGAUAAGAAGAAACAAAAUCUCAGUAUGAGUGAUACACCAAAACCAGGUACAGAUAGCAAAUGUCAAGCCUUGACAUUUGGUGAAAAUAGCAGAUGCCAAUGGAAAACACCCUCUUAGAGCUAAUGAUGCAUCCUAUGUUGAUAUGAUACAGAACUACCUGAAAUUGAAUUUCAAAUGGUCACAGAACAAACAUUAAACUAGAUAAAGCUGAUGUAGCUGCAACAAAAAUAGCUUUAUAGCCCAGAUAUCUCCCCCUUCCCCUUAAAUGUGCAAUUUUAUGGGCACAGGGGACUUUGCUUUGUUUGUUUGGGGAUUUAGAUUGGGAAUUUUUACAUUGUUUUUUGGAUUUUAUAUAUAUAAAAGUCAAAGACACUUCAAAGAAAUAAACUGAAAACAUGGAAAAUGUAAGAAUGAAGGAUUUUUUUCUAACUUGCUCUGCAUGGCAGCUUGAGAACUGCAAAAUGUUGGAAGUCACAAUGUAGUGUAUAAUAGUCAGUGGACUUACAAAUAGGAUUCCAGUUAGUUGGUAAGUUCCCUGCACCCAUGCAUAAAUAGAUAGAAAUUUAAAGGUAAAGCAUUUUGGUUUGAGCAGGCCUUUUGAAACAAUGGAGCUCAGUUAGAUUUUUUUAUGUAAGACAUUUUUGCCUGAGUAUUUAUUUAUUUAUUUUGCAUUGGAAAAUUCUCUUGAAUGCCCGCCAGCAGAAUUUUGGGUUUUUUCAGGGAGAGGAAUUCAGUUCUGGUGCAGAUACAGAUACAGAUAAAUCUUUCACAAAUGCAACUAUAAGACUGCCACUAUAAAUAAGCUUGUUCAUCUGCAUCCCACUGGCUUGUAUUGAUGUCUCCCUCUGUAUGGCCUCUGUAUUGUGCUAGGUAAGAGAAUUAUACCUACGAUCGAUGCUUUAUUAUAAAUAAAUAAAUAGAUUAGUCAUGGUGGGCCACAUGAAAAGAUCUUGUUCCUCGCCUAAGAAUUGACAGUGAUGAGUUUCUUUACCCCAGUAAGUUGGCUUCCUAAUUGGAGCCCACAAUUAGCUCUGGAAAGGGGAUAAUUGUUCUCUGCACCUGCUCAUCCCCAGCUGCGUUGGUGCCCUGGACUACUGAAAAUAGAGGGGGAGAAACACAUGAUAACAAAUAAGACAUUGAUGAGCUCUGCUAAAUUCAAUAUGUUUUUUCCUGUGUUUUAAUCUAUAUAUGUAUGUACAUAUAUAUAAAAUUAUCUACAACUGUGCUUUCAAGUCAUUGAUGAUCACUUGUGCUCAUUUCUUGGCACUAAAGCUUGGAGAGCUCCUGGACUCCAGUAUUCAUUAUCAAAAAUGGCCACAAAAAUGCUGGAAGAGAAGACAGAUCUGAACAAGAAAAGGGGACUCAAGUGACAAAAUGGGACAAUUUUGUCUUUUAAUCACAAUCUCAGUCUUUUCUCAGUUCCUGAAGGAGAUGGACUCUGAAUUAUUCUUAGAAUCCAAAUACCUUUGAUUUUUUAAUCUUAAAUCCCUGUGUGCUUGCAUUAUAACCAAAGAAUAUCAUAAUCGUGCCAAAUUUACUAAAUGCUGAAGAUAUUUUUUGUAACAUACUAUUGCACAACCAUGUUGUAUUCUGUGGCUAGCGCAGUAUAAAAUGCACAAAACCCAGCACUAGUAGAGCUCAAAUAUUUUGAUAUUAUACAUCUGACUCUUUCUUCUAAGGUACAUUACUAUUUUAUUCUUUUUACCACUUUUUUGUAAGAUAUCUGGCUUUAUUUUUCUGGGACAAGUGUUGGAGAAAUUCAUUAAACUUAUCUGUAAGACUGAAUUUGUAAAGCUGAAGACCCCCGACCCUCCAGUUCAAUAAAAAUGUAAAUAUUUCCUCUGAAGACAGGGUAAAUGGGGUGACUUGAGCUCUGUGGCAUCUCCCACACAAGGUGUGGGAACACCAAAACACUUUCCUGCAGUGCUAGCAGGACUUACAGAGGACUACUAGCCUCUUGUUUCCUUUCAUAUAUGCAGAACCAUGUAAUGUUAGUUUGGCUGUUAAAGAAAAUUUACUUUAGAGGAAGGUGUGAGGGACAUGGGGAAGAAAUUCCUGCCUGUCUCCCCAGUCAUGAAAUUCUGGUUUUUGCUACUUGAGCCUGCUGAUUAUAAUUAGACAACUGUGUCAUACUUGAUACACAGGAGGACCUGAAUUAGUGUCUCUUUUGGGGUGCGUGUGAUUUUUGUAAUUAUGGGGUGAACUGAGACAGACUAACUGUCCACGCUGGAACUAUAGAGACCAGAUUUUCUGGUGGUACAACAUAAGUUCAGUGGAGCUCAGUCAAUUCUUACCAGUUCAGUCAACACCAGGCUUUGUGUCAUUGCUUCCCCUAAAUCUGAACUGAAUGCAACUACGGGUCUUUGACUAUAUCACUUCUUAGUAGCUUAAUUAAAUCUCUUUAUCCCAUUUUCCCUGUUCAUCUAGGCUGACAAACAGUUCAAACAUAGAGGAACAGCUUCCCUGUUGGUAACAAGCCACUUUGAAUACUUCCAGAGCAGUGACUAUAGCAAGAGCUGUGGUUUCAGUUAGCUUAUUUUUCACAGUAUCCUUUUGGGUUCCAGGCCUUUACAUAUUUGGAAAUGACUCAAGCACACUGAAUGGAGAGAAAAGAUGGUUUGUGAAGAUUUUCUAAUUAUUUGGGUUUUUCAGGACAAAUUUUGCUUUGUAAUGAAGAAAGCUCAUGACAUGUGAUGACUGGCAGACUCUAAUGGCUUCAUCCUGCUAUUUUCUACUUAUACAAUAACUCUACUGUCUUAAGUCAUUCAAUGUAGUUGUGAAAAGAGUGCAUGACAAACUUCCUAUAACAUUUAGGACUAAUUAGCAAAACAUCCUUCUGCAAGCAACAUGCUGUGCUAAAACAAACAUCAUGUGCAAUGCUGAAGCAUCCCAGUUGACAGCCAUAGCUUUUGAUCACUGAUGAUGAAAUGAUUUUUACAAUUUGCUUCCUGAAUAGAAUUAAGGAAACAGUUUCUUUUUCUCCCACAUACUUUUACCCCAGGUCUCUCCACUGCUGUGGCCUGUUGUCCCGCAGCUCUCUGGUGCCCCAUCUCCCCAACUGUGACUGCCAUUCUUGCUUGCUGUCCCCCAGGUUCCUAUCUAGACCCCUACUGCGUUUCCUAUGGCAAAUGAUUGGCCAUUUACUUAUGCAUUUAUUUAUCUGGUUUUAUCCAUGAAGAUACCAUGUCCCUCUCUGUCAGACCAGAACCAAUUUUCAAAAAGGUUUAGGUUUGGAUUGCCAAUCCUGUGUCAAAUUUGGUCAAACAUGACCAACCUGACCUGAGAUUGAUUUACAGAGUCAUCAUGUAUGCCACAUGUUGACAGAAAACGGGCUUAAAAAUAGCACUGCAAGCUCGGUAGUUAGUCAAAUUUAGUGCUAUAAACUCCAGUGUUCACUAAACAAGGGAGUAGCAUGAUGAUCCCUCAAGCAACUUGUUUUUUUCCUGAGGCCUUAAUGCCCUAUGAAAGAUUGUUGAAUCCCACUUUGCAUAGAAAGCCACAGGUCUACUUUUAAAAGUAUAAGUCAUUUUUAGAUGAUGUACAGGAAAGCUGUGCAUUGAAAUAACCAAUAUUUGCUGGGGCUGGAAUAGAAAAGAUAAAUAUGAUCUUAUAGGAACAUCAGACAUUUUUAAAAGAUAUAUGGAAAUGACAAGAGUUAAACACAAAAUUUCUGAUUAUGUGGGCAAGCUUUAAGAGUGGGUCCAUGGAGCUUUCGAAUUCUCUUACUGGAAAAACCCAUUGCUUUCAAAGGAAUAUGAGUCUCUUUUUAAAUCAUCUCUUGGGAAACUUGAAAACAAUCUUCACAGAUUCAAUAUUCUGCUAUUCUGCUUUAACAUGUGGAACUCAAUUUCUUCUAAUUUUUGGAGCAUACCUGUACAGUCCUCCCCUGCACAAAAAUGACUGCUAGACAGUGUCAGCCCCUAUAGCAGCAUUACAGCUCAGCAGAGUAAUUCUGUCCAAAAGCAGCCAGUCACAAAUGCGUGUCUGGCCACCCAUUGCUGGACCCGGUAUGCAUAUUUUUCUGGGGCUUGGCCUCUAUCAUUCCAGGUUUUCCUGAGAUCCAAUGUGACAUUGCACAUUAAUGCAGUCCUGAGGAGGAUUUAAUCAGCCACUAGUCAAGGUAGCUUUUUUUUU